CCCAGUAUGGCAGAGAAACCUCAAAUCCAGCUCUUCGUGAAGGCAAGCGAGGAUGGGGAGAGCGUGGGCCACUGCCCCUUCUGCCAGCGGCUCUUCAUGGUGCUGCUGCUCAAAGGGGUGCCCUUCACCCUCACCACCGUGGAUGUGAAAAGGGCCCUGGAUGUUCUGAAGGACUUUGCUCUGGGUGCCCAGCUGCCAGUCCUGCUCUACAAUGGUGAGCCCAAGACCGACACCAUCACCAUCGAGGACUUCCUGGAGGACAAGCUGGGCCCCCCCCUGUUCCCCAGCCUGGUGCCCAGGUACAGGGAGUCGAGUCUGGCCGGGAACGACAUCUUCCACAAGUUCUCCAGCUUCAUCAAGAACCCAGUGCUUGCCCAGGAUGAGGCACUGCAGCGGAGCCUUCUGCGGGCACUGCUGAAGCUGGAUGAGUACCUGAGUGCCCCCCUGGAGCACGAGCUGGCACAGGACCCCCACCUCCAGGCCUCCCAUCGCCGCUUCCUGGAUGGGAACCAGCUCACCUUAGCUGACUGCAACCUACUGCCCAAGCUCAACAUCAUGCAGGUCGUGUGCCAGCAUUACCGAGGCUUUGGGAUCCCCAAAGAGCUGCAGGCUGUGUGGCAGUACCUAGGUAGUGCCAACCAGACCAAGGAGUUCAAAUACUCCUGCCCCAGCAGCGAGGAGAUCAUCCAGGCCUACCGUGCCGUGGUCCGGGCACCGCAGUGAGAUGGGCACGCACUAAGGUGGC
Molecule: messenger RNA, 745 nt
Organism: Indicator indicator
Lineage: Eukaryota; Metazoa; Chordata; Aves; Piciformes; Indicatoridae
Gene: CLIC3
Product: chloride intracellular channel 3
Exons: 6
Coding region: 7-723 (238 amino acids)
Source: RefSeq, a predicted model, not a curated record